Molecule: messenger RNA, 1665 nt
Organism: Mycena indigotica
Lineage: Eukaryota; Fungi; Basidiomycota; Agaricomycetes; Agaricales; Mycenaceae
Product: 26S proteasome regulatory subunit RPN1
Exons: 8
Coding region: 1-1665 (554 amino acids)
Biological process (GO): proteasome-mediated ubiquitin-dependent protein catabolic process
Cellular component (GO): proteasome regulatory particle, base subcomplex; nucleus; proteasome storage granule
Source: RefSeq, a predicted model, not a curated record
AUGCCCAACGGUCCGAUUGAAAUCGCUAUUCUUCAAGUUGUCGCUCGCAGAGAUUUUACUACUAACCGUGCUUCCAAGAAUACAGACAAGAAAACGGGCUCACCCAACCUCAGCAAGGACAAGAGGAAAGAUGGGGAGAAAAGAGGCGAAGAUUUGUCUGAAGAAGACCAGCAGUUCAGCUUGGAGAGACUAGCAGGGCGGCUGAAUGAAUCCAAUGCUGACCUCUAUAAACCGGCGCUGGAAAUCCUUCGAUUUCUCAUUCGGACAUCUACAUCCUCGAUAGCCUCCGUUCCGAAACCACUCAAGGUUCUGCACCCGUUGUACCCCGACCUUCAAGCGCUCUACGAAACAUGGGAGCCAUCCGAAAACAAGUCUUUAUUCGCAGACAUCUUAUGGGUCUUAGUUAUGGCUUAUUCGGACACGCAACCGCGAGGCACUCUUUGUUUUUGUUUACUGGCAGCAAAAAUGCGCCCAACAGUCUCGCCGCUUUCCGACCUUGGAUCACGGAGGCACGAAUACGUUCGACAUCUUGCUGGUGAACUCGGUAACGAAGACAACACUCGUGAACAAGAAGAUAACGAAGUCGAACCAGUCAAGGGCUCAUUGCCAGUGCUCAAAGUUCCUGGCACAAUUGACGACCUUCGUGCUCUCGCGAAAGAGUGUGCUGUAUUCCUUCUCGACCAUAACGGGGAACCGGACGCUAUCGAUCUUCUUCAAGAGUUGGAGAUAGUAGAGGAAUCAAUCGUUCUUGUCGACAAGAAUACAUAUACGCGCGUUUGCCAAUACUUCAUUGGUUGUGUCAAUUUACUUCCACCCUCGGAUGACAUUGCUUUCCUUCGGCCCGCUCACGCGAUCUAUGUGCGACAAAGCAAGUUCCCAGAAACUCUGGCCCUCGCAAUACGACUGGGAGAUCAAAACCUCAUUCAACAGGAUUUCAAUACUCCCUCUAACCCAUGGAUGAUGAUACAACUCGCUUCUAUCCUUGCGCGAGCGCAAUUAUCCAUCAAGUGGCUGCGUGCCAACCCGGACAACGACAUCGACAUAGAGGACGAGUUUCCCGAACACAUCCGACAAUGUCUCAACAACAUACACAUCUGCGUGAAUUCGGGAAAGAACUCGGUGUUACAGAUGCGAAGAGCGACGAAGAAGCAUUUUGAAAACACAAGGCCAAACGCGCUUGCCAACGUCGAUUCAGCGCGUGGUAACUUGGCUGGCUCGUUCGUCAACGCAUUGGUCAAUGCUAGGUAUGAUAAUAAGCUGAUGGUCGAAGCGGAAGAGGGCAAUUCCCAGGUGUAUAAGAAUAAGGCGCACGGCAAGCUGAGCGCCGCCGCAUCUCUAAGCAUCAGUCUCUUAUGGGACACCGAAGUUGACCUCUCUCACAUCGACAAAUAUGCCUACUCCUCUGAGGAGUACAUCAAAGCUGGCUCACUUUUGGCUACCGGAACCCUCAACAGCGGUGUUAGAACUGAAGCCGACGUCGCGAAGGAUUUGAUCAGGGAGUGUGUUGACAACAAAUUCAUUCCUCUCAAGACUAGCGCCAUCGUUGUGCUUGGCCUGGCCUAUGCAGGAGCUCAUCGUCAAGACCUGUUGGAGCUAUUGCUGCAAUUGAGACUGCUGAUGAAUGGAUCCAAUUCCUUAAAUGCAACAAUCAAGCCGACCUCUUAA